AUGCAGAGGUUACAGGGCCACGCGAACGUCGUCGACCUUCACAGCGUCUACGAAAACGACGCCUUUAUUUUCCUCCUCAUGGAACUUUGCCCCGACGGCGACCUCUUUAAACUCAUCUCCGAGCAAAACGGGCUGCCGGAGACCGAGGCGCGCUACAUCUUUAAGAGGGUCGCUCUCGCCGUGCAGCACUGCCAUCGCAACGGAAUCGUCCAUCGUGACAUCAAGCCCGAAAACAUCCUCCUCCACGAUCCGUCCCCCCCAUCCGAUGAGUCAUCCAACGCCCAUUCAUCCCUGGACGGGCCAAUUUGCCCUCUUCCGCACGCUCACGACGCCGGUUCUUCCGCAGCGCUCGCCUGUGGCUGCGCGCCAAGCCGCGAGUGGGGAGUGAAGCUCGCCGACUUCGGCCUCUCGAGACGUCUCGAGCAGGGUUCCCGCGUGCGAGGCCGCGUCGGAAGCUACCCGUACGAGGCUCCCGAGGUGGUCGCAUCUGAGCCGUACGAUUGGUCUGCUGACGUGUGGAGUCUCGGGGUGUUGCUGUACACUAUGCUUGCUGCUAGCUGGCCAGAAUUCAAGGACGGACGACGUGCGCUGAAUGAGGACGUAGAUUGGUGUUUCUCCCAGCUCCUGUGGCAGCGAGGCAGUGCGAUCGAUUGUAGAGUGCGAAUCUGCACGAUCCACACGAUGGCAUCAGCUACGAAAGCGCUCCACCUCUCCCCCGUCGCCACCUCUGCGCAUCAACGUCCCUCCCCCUCUUCCUCCCUCCCCGCCCCCGCGUCCCGCGUCUCCGCCGUCUCCCUCUGCUCCCGCCCAGUCCUUCCCUCCCGCUUCCGCCGCAGCAGCCGUCUCCCAGUAGCGAUCGGGACUGCAUCAAAGGCGUCUCAUGGCACUCGAAGAUUCCGGUGCGAGGCUGCGAGCAGCGGCGACGCGACGUCGCCCUCCUCCUCGUCGUCGCCUCCAGAACCGGCGGCCACGGCAACCCCAGCAGCAGCGGCGGGCGGAGCGAAGAGCCACGCGUUCAUCCACGACUUCUGCUUCGGCAUCACAUUCGGUGCGGCAGCGGCAGUGGCGGGCGUGGCGUGGUUCCUGAUCACCAAGAGCGCGGACGCCCUGCGCGUGACAGCGCUGUUCGGGGCCACCAUUGCGCUGGGCGGCGUGGGCAGCCUGAGGGCGUGGCGCAAGGGGCAGUCCAGCACGCCCUACAUCCUCGGGCAAGCAGUGCUCGCUGCUGUCUUGGCAUACCAGGCUUUCGUGCGCCUGCAAGUGACGGGUGCUAUUUUCCCGUUGGGUCUUGGCGUGGCGGUCAGUGCUGCCAUGGUGCUGUUUUACAUCUACGUGAUCCUGGCGGGCGGCAAUCCUCCCCCUAAGAAGAAGGCAGCAACUGCUGCUGCUUAG
Closterium sp. NIES-65 is the source of this 1392-nucleotide messenger RNA. NCBI's taxonomy places the organism in Eukaryota, Viridiplantae, Streptophyta, Zygnematophyceae, Desmidiales, Closteriaceae. The record is from the annotation of a GenBank genome assembly.